AGCUGAUCUCUUGAAAUGAUACCCAUUUGUGAGAGAUAUUUUGGAUACAGCUUACAAGUUAUGAAUUUUUUAAAGUGUAACUACUUCCCUGAUCAUAGAAUGUGUCUCAAUGAACAAGAUUUAUAUUACCAUAUCUGGAGAGCUAAUACAUAAAUGUUCUUUAUCUUGGGGUAGAAGGCCGAUACAAGAGGAAACUGUUUUGCUUUGACAAUUAUCUCGUUUGAAAAACGAUUAAUGUGUGCCGUUUCUUCCAGAAGCUUUCAGCUUUAUUCUCUCUCAAAAUCCUCUACUAGACUUCAGUGCCGUUUCAUUUAUGUUCGUCGCUUCAAAACCCAGAUCACAUUUUCCAAGACCGAUUACCCGAAACUCACUGACAAUGACUCACAACUGCUCCAUUUCCUUUCCGAACAUAGUCUUCCGGAUGCACGUAAUAUGCUUGAAGAAUUGUCUGUUGGAGAGCGGCAUGGCCGGAUCCGUCUUUGGACUUCGUUUCUGUCGAAGUACUCGAAGAGUGGCUUUGUUGAUGAAGCCCGGGCUCUCUUUGAUAUCAUGCCCGAGAGGAAUGUUGUUACUUAUAAUGCGAUGUUGUCUGGGUACGUGCAGAGUGGAAGGUUGAGUGGGGCUUGGUCAUUCUUUGGCGAGAUGCCAGAAAGGAAUGUUGUGUCGUGGACUUUAAUGCUUUGUGGGUUGGCGGAUGCAGGGAGGAUAGAUGAUGCGAGGAGGUUAUUUGAGGUGAUGCCAGAAAGGAAUAUUGUGUCCUGGAAUUCUAUGUUGGCAGGCUUGAUUAGGAACAAGGAUUUGGAGGAAGCAAGUCUGCUUUUUCAACUAAUGCCAGAUAAGAACAUAGUUUCUUGGAAUGCCAUGAUUGCGGGGUAUGUUGAGAAUGGUAGAAUAGAAGAAGCAAAAGCAUUGUUUGAUGAAAUGGAAGAGAAGAAUGUGGUCACUUGGACUAGCAUGAUGGCUGGUUACUGUAGGGUGGGUAAUGUGGAUGAGGGGUAUAGUCUGUUUCAAAGAAUGCCUGAGAGGAACAUUGUCUCUUGGACAGCCAUGAUCAGUGCAUUCACUCGGAAUAGCUUAUAUAUAGAAGCUUUGUCGCUUUUUCUUGAAAUGAGAGGGGAUUUUGAAGUAAAACCAAAUGGAGAGACUUUCAUUUCACUUGCCUAUGCUUGUGCAGGUGUAGGUUUUGCUCGUCUUGGCAUGCAAUUGCAUGCUCAACUGAUUAUUAAAAGUUGGGACCAUGAUGAUUAUGAUGGCAGGCUAUAUAGGAGCCUCGUUUACAUGUACUCUACUUUUGGUAUGAUGGACUUUGCACACUCUAUUUUUAUGAAAAACCCAGAUAAACGUUCUUAUAAUUCUAUGAUCCAUGGCUAUAUUCGUACAGCGCAGCUGGAAAAGGCUCAACAUUUGUUCGACUUGGUACCCAUCCGAGAUAAGAUCUCAUGGACUUCUAUGAUUAAGGGCUAUUUUGAUGUUGGCCAAGUAUCGAAGGCCUGUCAUCUGUUUCAUAAUAUGCCUCAAAGAGAUGCAGUUGCGUGGACUGCAAUGAUUUCAGGACUUGUUCAAAAUGAGCUUUUCGCAGAAGCUACCUGCUUAUUCUCAGAAUUGCGAGUCCAUUGUGUUUUACCUCUGAAUUCUACAUAUUCUAUUCUUCUUGGAGCAGCAGGUACACUGUCAUAUCUUGAUCAGGGAAAGCAGUUGCAUUGCAUGCUGAUAAAAACAUUAUAUGAAUUUGACUUGAUUCUUGAGAAUUCUUUGAUCUCAAUGUAUGCAAAAUGUGGGGAGAUAGGUGAUGCACACAUAAUAUUCUCAAAUAUGACUUCUCGGGAUUUAAUUUCUUGGAAUUCCAUGAUCAUGGGGCUUUCACAUCAUGGGCUGGCAAAUGAAGCCCUCAAGAUCUUUGAAGACAUGCUUAGAUCUGGGGCCCACCCAAAUUCUGUUACUUUCUUGGGUGUCCUAUCAGCAUGUAGCCAUGCAGGGCUGGUCAGUCAAGGGUGGGAGUUAUAUAAUGCCAUGAGUGAUGUUUAUGCAAUUCCAAAAGGUUUAGAGCAUUAUAUUUGCAUGAUUAAUCUUUUGGGCCGAGCUGGGAAACUAAAAGAAGCAGAGGAGCUAGUCCUUAGACUACCUCUUGAACCAGAUCGUGCUGUUUGGGGUUCAUUGCUUGGAGUAUGUAGUUUUCAUGAGACAACUACCGAGAUUGCUAGACGUGCAGCCCAGCGACUCUUUGAGCUGGAUCCUUUAAACGCAGCUGCCCAUGUAGUGCUCUGUAACAUAUACAGAGCAAAGGGUUGGCAUGUUGAGGGGACAAUGAUAAGAAAGAAGAUGCAACUGGAGGGUGUCAAAAAGGUUCCUGGCUGCAGUUGGAUUCUGCUGAAAGGGAAGGCUCAUAUUUUCCUGUCAGGAGAUAAAAUACCCCCACAAGUGGAUGUGAUGCUAUCUGUCUUACAUGGGACAGCAAGUGAUCAUAAGAAAGUGGGUGAAACAUAUGAAGUGUGGGGAAGUUUGACCCAUCAUCGCUAAGGACACACUCAAACUUAUGACCUUCAAUCUCAGUAAUCAACUUGUCAGAACAUCUGUUUGUCAACAUGUUCAUUCUCUUUGAGAAUACAGCCUUUCCUUUCCCGUGUCCUAUGAAAUAGCUAAUAUGGUCCAAGUCACUUAUAGAAUAUCUGAAGAGAUAUGAGAGCAAUGAUGAGGAAGGAAAGGAAAAGAAAAAAAGGAUGAAGAAUGUGGUCCAAAGUAAACCAGAUGUAAAAGGUGUUUUAGUCGUGGAUGAAGAUCCAGUUU
Molecule: messenger RNA, 2784 nt
Organism: Carya illinoinensis
Lineage: Eukaryota; Viridiplantae; Streptophyta; Magnoliopsida; Fagales; Juglandaceae
Product: pentatricopeptide repeat-containing protein At1g32415, mitochondrial
Exons: 2
Coding region: 235-2517 (760 amino acids)
Biological process (GO): RNA modification
Molecular function (GO): RNA binding; protein binding
Source: RefSeq, a predicted model, not a curated record